UUUGAAUCCACUCUGACUGCUUCUCAAUGAAUUUGUCGAUUUUUCCGAUUGACUGAUUAAUUGAUCGUCGCUCUUAUUUUGAAGGCUGCAUCAACUUGUUUCCGGAAAAUGUUAGCUAGCUUCAGCUAACGACAGGCUAAUGCAAAAAACGGCUCGACUGGCAGCGUUGACAAGCGUUACUAGACGUCAACAGAAACAUAUAUUUGUAAUCUAUGAAAACGUUUUUACUCAACGCUUCAAACAGUGGGAAGACACCUAAAUUGACUGUUUCUCCUGUUGCUCCCCUGAGAGGUAAACUCUGGGCGUCAGGUGGAGAUGGAUGCUGACUCCUCCGUAUAGCCUCUAAAUUUGUUGGACCUGUUGCCAGGUGACCGGUGGACCUCACCACUCAACAUGAAGCCUGUCAGCUACCAAAGCAUGCCAUCAUCUGUGAGCGGUGGACAUCCACACUUUGCCCUGGAUCGUGUGUUAAGCACGUCCAACGUGAUGUGUUGUGAGAAAUGUGGAUUUGCUUCCACAGACUCUGUAGCGUUCAAGAAGCACAUGAUUGAGCAUAUUGGGACACGGUUUAUCUGCUUUUAUUGCAACGAUGUCUCAUUCAGUGAGGCUGAGUUGAGCGCUCACCUGAAGCAACACACUGCAAAGUAUCAAUAUAAUUGUCCUCACUGUGGACAGGUCUACAUGAGGAGGAACUGCCUUGUCAAGCACAUUGAGCGUCUGCACAGUCAAAACAUUACUCAAGGAGCCGCUAAGCCUGGCAUGACAAAAUCUUCACAUGUCCCUGUCUCCAGUGCCUUACCAAGUGUGCUGACUGCUGAUCCAUCGACGCUCCUACCACUUGUUCGAGUGACUGUACCAACUCCCAGCACACCUGCAUACAGACAUGGAAAAGAUGAACACAAAGGCAAAACACUGGACACAAAUUUAUUAAUUGCCACUAACGGCAAUGCAGAACCGUUGCCACCUCUGAAUGGACUCAUUCAGCACAACAGAGCUUUAACUGUAUCACUUCCAGAGGAAGUAACAAUCCCUGCUGGCUGCUUGGUUGAACUUGUUGAGGUGAAAACUGUUAAUGGGACAAAGGAGCUAAAACUGAGGCUUGUCUCUCAACAAGAAAACGAGUCUGUGAUAAAAGACGGAAGGACAGCCGUAUCUCAAAACACUGCACUGGGAAAACCGUUAUCAUCUGCAUUAAAUCAUUCAAAAACAGUAAAGUCUACGAGUAUGGGGAUGUGCACAGUAAACAGGAAACAGUUUGAAACAAAGGCUGUGAAUGUGGAGCGUCCCACUGUUGUCCCAGUCAGUAUUUCCAAAAACCUUUCAAAUCAAGUAAGCAAAGAAAAAUGUGGAUUGAAAAGAACAUCUCAAGAAGUUAUCAACCUGGAAUGUCACACAGUCAUCCCAAACAAAGUUUCCAAAAGCAUCCUCAAUCCUGUGAGAGAAAGAAAUAGUGGGAUCAUCAUCACGCAGAGAGAACCUGUAAACCACAAUGCUGCACAUCCCACUGUCAUCUGCAGCAGGGUCGCCAACAAUCUGACAAGCAACCUGCAUCCAGAAAACAUGGGAGCACAUGUGUCUCAGAGAGCAGUGGACGAGAGGAAAAGACUUAUUCAAGAGCAUUCCAAGAUUAUUCCACCCAGGAAGCCAUGUGACAUAAAAAGCACUACUCGAGACGUGUCUGUGGCGGUGAAACUGGAACCUGGGCACGCACACCUUAAAAGCAACACUCCAAAAAUAAAGAAUGAGGCAGUGGGUGUGAAGCACCAAAGUUUGAAAUCAAUUUCUCCUUCUUUGAGUGUCCCCUUAGCUGCAACUGCUCAAGUGAGACCUUCAGCGAUCUCUGUGUGUCCCGCAUCUGGCACCGCACGGAGGACUCUAAGUGAGCCCCUGUCAGUCAAAACACCUGUGGUUUGUAAUCGCACAAAUUCAAAAAUGUCAUCUUGGACUCAGGAAGUCAGAUCCAACGAGAGGGCAGUUGAAGGAGACAUCCCAGAACCAGAGGGGUUUCCUGUCAUCUCCUCUGUGUUUUCGUUGAGUCAACAACCAGAAUACGUCCAAGGCUCCAUGCAGCCGCUGGUGAUGGCUCUGCGUCGCAUAGUGAUGAAUAAAAGUAACAACAGUACCUCUCGGCAUCAAAUCAAGAUAACAAACGUCAGCACAGAGCAAGUGACGGAGACACCGACGUCGGGCACGCAGGUGGCCAAAAAAAAUGGAUCCUUGACCCAUGACCGCUUACUGACACAGCAGAUCGGUCAGACGGUGAAAGUAGAAAACCACGACAAAGGUAUUCAACACCCUGCCACACUGACCCACAACAAUCCUCAAGUCAAAGAAGAAGAAAAAAACACUGCGUCAACAAACAAAGAUACACUCAGUCACAUUCCUGACUUAAAAUCUUCAACAGACGAGGGAACAGUUUCUAAAAUUGCCACACAUGUAGAUGCGUCUAUGACUGCGGACCCUCUACAGCAAAUACCUGUUAUGGCAAAAAAGGAUCAUGACAUGUCUUCAAAAUUCCUGACUGUCUCUUUGAAAAGGGUUCAAGUAGGCGUGUGGAAGAAAAGCAGGAAAGGACUGAAACUUAGAAUAUCAAAAUAUAAGACUCAGAUACCCAUGAGCCGUCUGACUGACUGUACAGUUAUUCACCCGAUGCCGCUGAAGGUGGACCAACUGGUGAAACGACCAGGCCCAAACCAGCCCGUGGUGGUGCUCAAUCACCCAAAGCCCCGGGCCCCCGUACAGGGAGCAAGUACAGACACAGUUGCUGACUCAGGAGCCUCCGAGGCAGUUCCAAAGUGCCAAAUCUUAAAAAUGAGGCUGGGCAAAGUGGUGGGUCAGAAAUAUGAGGUGAUGGGGUGCACUGUAGGGGUUUUUCCAUAAAUUUCAGUGGACAAAAAUGUACAUUUGUGAUGAAGUAACAAGUAUUAUGGUGGAAAGACGCUGACUUAAAAAAAGAAAGGAGAAAAAAAGACAAAUUACUAGGGCGAUUAUUUUAUUUAUGGGAGCAGAAGAUGCAUAUGGACAUCAGAACGUCAUCAAACGUUGUUAUAUGUUGUCUAAAUAUGCAUGGGAUAUGGCAUAUUCAAGUGCAAUGUAGUUUGACUGCUUUGAGUCAUAGAACACAACUGCUGUAGUAGGUUGCAGUCAUUAAUACAUAGAUGUUAAGUGCUGUUUAAGAAGUUCUGGAAACAGUAGGUCUGUCAAAGUGGAAGGCAUUAAUGCUGUUUAUUUAAAAAAAAAAAAAAAAAAAGUAAAAAUUGCUAUAUUUAUUUUUUGUUUGAGAUGAUCAAAAUCCACACACAAUCAAAAAAAAAAAAAUACAAUUAAGCUCCUAUUCAAGUAUUAAUCCCUAUUUUACUUUCAUUAAUUCUCAGAUCAAUAGAACAGUCCAACAUGAGAGCAAAAAGUCCCUUUUCAGUCAUCAUAUAUGAGCGUGGACCACUUAAAGCCUGUAAAACGUUUAGGUCUUCUGACAGUGUUCCUCUACCUUAUUUGAUGCGACGAUGACUAGUUGUAGAUAGACUUUAGCUUUACCCCAAUUCAGGGGUUGCAUGCAAAAAGUCCACAUUUUAAGACCAAUGACCUUUUGUACAUUUUUCAUCUCAGUGAAUCCUCUAAAUGCAGCCUGUGGUUUUCGUUUUUCCGGUUUUAAAAGGUCACAAUUGGUGCAGCUACCAGUAUACCGUUAUGGAGUGGUGCAUUCAGGCAAACUCUGCAAACAGUUUAAGUUUAAUUAUUUGCAGAGGUAUGUCUGUCACUGGUAAAUACAUUACAUAAACUAGACCAGUGAGAAAGCCACAGCGAGGUGUAAAUAACUGAAGCUUGGUAUAAAUAGUUGUAAAGAGUGUCUUAGAUGGCAGUAUGGAUAUGUUGUAUAUCACAGAGUGUUACAGAAAUGGAAGCUGUGUUUUAAGCUGUCCAUCAUGUGUUGUGUGAAGUCACAGUUUUGGGUAUUAUGAUACAUGCCACAGUUUCCCACCAGUAUUUACCACUUUGCUGGCUGUUCUUAGUGAAAGUUUAUGACUUUACCAGUUGAUGAGGAGUGCCUGAAUGCACCAGGCUUAAAAGCAAAAAUUCAGACUAUUUCAAUUACCAUAAGUGGUACAGGGCAAACAUCUUAUAGAGUCAUUGUGCAUUUCACUGUCAAGUCCCACAUUCAUCUUUUAUUAUUGAAUAUUUAUAUUAUUUUGACUAUUUCCAACUCAUAACUUAUGUAUGUUUUCAUGGAAUGCCAAUGUGUAAUUAGUCACAGAUACUUUGUCAUGAACUUAAAUGAGUUACAAUCCUAGAAACAAGUGUUAAUGCAGACAAUAUUUUUCAGAUUGUUUUGCUGCUUGUGCCAUACAGUUUGCUUUCUCUUGAGGUCCUAAACUCCAUCUGCUAUCAGUCCCUAAGCAGAAGACGCAGGAGCUUCUGAAAUAACGAUUCAUUGCAUGAUGGAAUGAAUAAAAACAAGCCAGACCAGUUUUUUAUUGUAAGAGAAAGACAGACUUAUGUAUUUUACAAGAUGUGCCAGCUGUGUACUGUAGAUGCUCAGUGACUGUGGUGACUCUGGGGCUUUUGAAACAUGUUGGAUCUUGUAGUAUAGUUUUCAGAAUGCAUCACAAAGGACAUUAGCAAUCUUCUCUCCUGAUACUUUACAGAUCUACUUGUCUUCUUAUGACAGCAUUAUGACACCUGUGUGUCUUUGUUUAUAAUGUAAUCAUGAUAUAUGAGGUGCUAGACCUAUUAUUAAAUGUAUAGGUUUUGGUUACCUACAGUUUUUAUUGUGUAAAUAAGUUUUGGUCACCCACUGAUUUUAUUGUAUAUUUACCUAUAAAUAUAAAGCGUGAUGGUGGUGUUCAUACUCCGUAUGCCCGACAUUCCACGGCUUCUUUUGCCACAGCAGUUAUGUUGUGCUUUACUUUCCUAACACUGCAGUGUCUGAAGCUGCUGCGCUGUACUCCGUCUUUAUUAUAUAUAAUUAUUUUAAAGGUGUUUGACAGUCCUCUCUGGAUGUUUUUAGUUUGCCUUUUAUUCACUGUUCAUUUGUGUGAAAAUUAUUCAUGUUCCAGUUGAAACAGUUUUACUACAUUCUGUGUUCAUUUUCAUUGUGUCCCAUGCUUUUAUAAUAACAAUUGUGUAACAUUUUUUUUCUAUUAAAAGAAAGUAAACA
Molecule: messenger RNA, 5155 nt
Organism: Scomber scombrus (Atlantic mackerel)
Lineage: Eukaryota; Metazoa; Chordata; Actinopteri; Scombriformes; Scombridae
Exons: 2
Coding region: 394-2880 (828 amino acids)
Cellular component (GO): nucleus
Source: RefSeq, a predicted model, not a curated record